Messenger RNA from Stegodyphus dumicola, 1428 nucleotides. It is a transcript of the gene Mcm5, whose product is annotated as Minichromosome maintenance 5. Gene Ontology annotation, cellular component: MCM complex; nucleus. Gene Ontology annotation, molecular function: ATP binding; single-stranded DNA binding; single-stranded DNA helicase activity. Lineage: Eukaryota; Metazoa; Arthropoda; Arachnida; Araneae; Eresidae. Gene Ontology annotation, biological process: double-strand break repair via break-induced replication; DNA replication; DNA replication initiation. The record is from RefSeq and is a predicted model, not a curated record.
AAACUGCGAAAAUUUCCCGCGCAAUCGGCCCGUCUUUCUUAAACAUUUCAGCCAGUCGUUUAUGUAAUAUAUUUUUAUUGUGAAAUGGCUGGAUUUGAUGAUUUAGGCGUAUAUUACAGUGACAAUUUUUCAUUUGGAGACCAAGCAGACAGUGAUGCUCAGAGAGCUGAUUUUCAGACUUCCAAGAAAAGGUUUAAAGAUUUUAUCCGUCAGUUUCACGAAGGAAAUUAUGUUUUUACAUAUCGAGACCAACUGAAACAGCAUUACAAUUUAAGACAGUAUUGGAUAGAAGUAUCUUUAGAAGAUUUAGCCAGUUUCGAUGAAGUUUUGGGAGAGAAACUGAACAAGCAGCCAACAGAGUAUUUACCGUUGUUUGAAGAAGCUGCAAAAGAAGUUGCUGAUGAAGUGACAAAACCACGACCUGAGGGAGAAGAAGAAGUUCAUGAUAUUCAAGUUACUUUACGCUCUAAUGCUAACCCAACUCUUAUGAGAGAUUUAAAAUCAGAUCAUAUUUCAAAAUUGGUGAAAAUACCAGGUAUAAUUAUUGCUGCAACAAAUGUGCAAGCUAAAGCUACAUGCAUUAGUAUUCAGUGUCGCUCUUGCAAGGAAAUAGUUCCCAAGAUUAAAAUUAAGCCUGGUCUUGAUGGUUACAACUUGCCACGGAGAUGCAACAGUGAUCAAACAACUGGACAGCCUCGAUGCCCUGUUGAUCCUUACUUUAUAGUACCUGACAAAUGUGAAUGUGUCGAUUUUCAACUUUUAAAGAUGCAAGAAACACCUGAUAAUGUGCCACAUGGAGAAAUGCCUCGUCAUAUGCAAUUGUAUUGUGAUAGAAAUUUGUGCGAAAGAGUUGUACCUGGCAAUAGAGUCACAGUUCUUGGCAUUUAUUCUAUAAAAAAAGUAGCACGAACAAAGAAAGGAGCAUCAGAAAAGCCUAAUGUUGGAAUCCGCAGUCCUUAUGUUAGAGUUGUUGGCAUAUCAGUCAUGACAGAAGGGGCUGGUCGUUCUACUGGUAUAACAUUUACACCCGAGGAAGAAGAAACUUUCCGAUUUUUAGCUAGCAGCCCUAAUAUACUUGACCGUAUCACAAAAAGCAUAGCACCUUCAAUCUAUGGUUCAACUGACAUCAAGAAAGCCAUAGCCUGUAUGUUGUUUGGAGGCUCUCGGAAAAGAUUGCCUGAUGGUUUGACUAGAAGAGGAGAUGUAAAUAUUCUCUUACUUGGUGAUCCUGGAACUGCAAAAAGUCAGUUGCUGAAAUUUGUUGAAAAAGUAGCUCCGGUUGGUGUAUAUACUUCUGGCAAAGGAAGCAGUGCUGCUGGUUUGACAGCUUCUGUAACAAGAGAUCCACAAUCUGUAAGUUUUGGCCAAAAUGUAAUCAUAUAUUUGGUGAUUGGUCUAAGACUUAUUAAGUAAUGUAAUAAUACUUGU